Physella acuta is the source of this 4852-nucleotide messenger RNA. RefSeq names its product transient receptor potential cation channel subfamily M member 2-like. Gene Ontology annotation, molecular function: ligand-gated calcium channel activity. NCBI's taxonomy places the organism in Eukaryota, Metazoa, Mollusca, Gastropoda, Physidae. Gene Ontology annotation, biological process: calcium ion transmembrane transport. Gene Ontology annotation, cellular component: plasma membrane. The record is from RefSeq and is a predicted model, not a curated record.
UCUAACUUUGCAACGUAGGCCUUAUUAGGGGAGCUUCCUAUGUCUAGGCAGCCUAACCCAACCACCCAAAAAUUUUACACAGGUGAUAAAGAGACUUCAGAGUUUAAAAAUGACAAGACUGGCUAAAAUUGCUCACAACUCAGUCAUUAAAUUAACGAAGUCUUCAUUAUGAGCUCACCCAAUGGUGGCAAAAAGCUGAAAACUGUUGGGAGCGACAAACAUUAUUUCGGGGCUGGCGCUUCAAGAGACCAGUCAAAGCUUCUUAAAACGGAUGGCACUCAAAAUGAAUUAUUUUUUGACAACCCUGAUAUAGACAACCACUCGUAUACAAAGUCUCAUUCUAAUAUUCCAACUAUAGAAGUUGAUCUAAGCAUGUCUGAGCAUUUACCGCGUAUUAACAGCAGUGUUUCUUACGACACUGGUCUUACUAAUGCCACUGACGCUGAACCAUUGGAUGCGACGAGCAAGCUUAGGGAUAAAAAGAAAAGGAAACAUCACUCAAAGAAAAAGCAAACUGUUGAAGAAGAUAUCAGCAACAAGGCGUUUUCCCCCACAGGAGCACCUCAUUCUGGGAGCUCUCUAACCACAUCACUGCACAAAAUCAACUGUAAAGGUGAUGCACCUGAAAGCUCUCUUUUAAAGUUACCGCCCUUAGCAUUGGUGCCAACCAAAGAUGCUGAAGAGAAAAGUAUGACAAGUUCCAAGUCUUAUCCAUUAGACAAGUCACUGGCUUCUGCUGAGAAAACCUUAACUCAGUUUCUAGGAAACCACGCCAAACAUUUAACUUUGAAGCAGAGGGAAACUGCGCAGUAUGUAUCAAGCAAAAUAAAACAACGUGAGUGUUGUCAUUAUGUGAGUAAAGCAAGCACCAAAGACAAAUGCUGCUGUAACAGACCAAAACAGUGGCACGUGGAGCGCAGGCUGCCCAUUGAUGACCAAAAAGGACAGAAAUGGGACCCAGAAAAACACACAGCCACCAUGCCUUGCGACUCGUUUGGGGACAUUCACUUCCGAGGUUUCGGCACAACCGUGGCAAAUUCUCCAUAUGCUCGUGUUGACAUAAAAACAGACCCCGCCAUCGUUCACAAUUUGUUGAUUAACUACUGGAAGAUGCCCCCUCCCAGACUGUUGAUAUCUGUUACUGGCGGAGCACAAAGGUUUGAGUUGAUGCCUAGGUUGAGCACUUUACUGAAACGAGGCCUCGUUGGCGCAGCUAUUAACACAGGUGCAUGGAUCAUUACUGGAGGUACUGCCUCAGGGGUGAUGGAGUUUGUAGGGGAGGCAGUCCGGGACCACAUGACAGUGCGUGGGAGAAGUAACGACGAAUCCUGCGUGGCUCUCGGCAUUGCUCCGUGGGGCUGUGUGGCAAACAAUUUAGCACUGGAUGGAGAAGGGGAGCAAGGAUUAUGGCCUGCCACAUAUGCUAUUGAGGAUGUUGUUCAUCAGCCUAAAGGGUACACAUCAUUAGAUCCUAACCACUCCCAUUUCAUACUGGUGGACAAUGGGUGUGACAUCACGUAUGGGGCUGAGAUUUCCUUCCGCACCCAGCUUGAAUCUUACAUUUCUAAUGCUGGAACAACAGGCGCAUCAGAGACCCAAGAUAUGAACAUCCCAGUGGUUCUCAUUGUUGUAGAAGGAGGGGUCGGCACAAUGGAUACAUUUUUCCAGUCAAUUGAAAGAAAAACUCCAGUGGUUGUCAUAAACGGAUCAGGGAGGGCUGCGGAUUUUAUCGCCCUGGCUUUUAGAAUGACCUCGGAUCCAACUAACCCAGAUCAUUCAAAAUUCCCCUCUGACUUCAAACCAACAUUGACACAAUCAGCCAACAAAAUAUUUGUCUGGAAGACCCAUGACACCAAUAAGGACAAGAAAAUAAUAGAGUGCAUAGACAACUUGAAGAAAGCACUUAAAGAGCAUCGUUCUUUGAUCAACAUUUAUGACUUAGAAAAGUCAGAAUCAGCAGAGGACAUUGAUCGAGCCAUCUUGUAUGCUUUGCUCAAAGCCAACAAAUUUGACUGCAAGUCCCAGUUGGCUCUGGCCCUGGCAUGGAACAGAUGUGACAUCGCACGCCAGCAGAUUUUCAUCCCAGAAAACAGAAGUAGCUGGAAGGUCAAGGACUUGUAUGAUGCCAUGUUUACUGCCCUAGUCCAGGACCGGCCAGAUUUUGUCCAACUUUUCCUGGACAACGGUGUGGACCUGAGGAAGUUCCUGACAGUCAAGACACUGUGGAAUUUGUAUUGCCAUUGCCUGGAUGUUGAAGAUGAUGGGGAGGCCACCAUACUGAGGCAAAUGAUCAUGUUCCUUAAGCAAGGAUGGGGGGCAUACCUGAGACGCCAGGCACUAGAGGAGUGGAGAGAUUUCCCUAAAGAUGAAGUUCUGGAGUGUAUCAACAAGGUUAUCAUCUACCUGCUUGCUGACGAGGGCUUCGAGUUUUACAUUGGAGAGAAGUAUAAAGUGAAAAAUGAAAAGAUCACCAUGGAAUGGAAGGGAGAUUCUAAAAGCAUCCAGCCACUUCUGUCUCGCCUGGAAACUGCUGAUCAAACUGGUCAUGAAAGUAAAGGCAAUGAGCAGUUUGAGACUUAUGAGGACAAUACUGAUGAAAGCUUUGGAGGUCACAUGUCACGAAGCAGGAAGAUGAAACAGAAGCUGAAGAUGAAAGAAAAUUUUGACUUUGAAUUUCCUGAGAGGGAUUUGUUUAUUUUUGCCAUCCUUUUCAACAGAAGGCACAUGGCUGACAUGUUUCUUCAGCAGGGUAUUGACCCCAUUGGCACCUCCCUGUUUGGGUGUUCUCUGUUGAGGGCCCUGUCUGAUAAAGCCACAGAGGAGGAGGAGACGAGCACUAGCCUAGCUUUGAUGUCACACUCCGAAACUUUAGAAUCCUUUGCCGUCAAUGUACUGGACGUGUGCUACCUGCGCAGCAAGAUGAACACCCACCUGUUGCUGUGCCGCACCUUGAAACACCUGGGCAACAUGGCCAUCCUGGUGCUGGUGGACAGGCAGAAGCUGAUGGACCUGGCCGAACACUCGGCCUGUCAGACCAAACUCAGCAGCAUCUGGAAGGGAAAUGUCGCCCUGCACACGUCAGAGCUGAGGAUCCUGAUGACCAUCAUCUUCCCCCCUCUGAUUUACUUCAUGAAGUUCCACACCACUGAGAAAUCCAGCAGUUCCCUGACCACUGAGGUAGAGGCGGGGUCACCAGAGAACCAGCCAUACCUGGACACCAACAAGGUCAACCCCGCCACAGAUUCCGCUGUUUUCUCCCCCUCCAAGAAGAAGCCCAAGGACACGACCUUGCGCUCCAAGUUCCAGGAGGUGCGCAUGUUCUGUGGGGAUGGGAACUCCAUCAGUUUGUUGGAGGCUGCUUACAAGUUCUACAGGACUCCAGUCACUAAAUUUCUUAACAAUAUUAUUGCCAGUUUGAUCUUCCUGGCCUUGUUCAGCUACUUCCUGCUGACAGACAUCAACCCAAUGGAGAAUGGACAGCGUCCAUCAGUUGUUGAGUGUAUUGUUUGGGUCUGGUUCCUCACCAUGAUCUUUGAAGAAAUCAGACAAAUUUGUGUGAGUGACCAGCGGUCAGUGAAGUACAAGUUCCAGAGCUGGUGGAGCAGCUUCUGGAACCAGUUUGAUUUUGUCAUGUGCCUCGGCAUGAUCCUGUCAGUCAUCCUGCGCUUCGAGCUGAUGACGGACUCCCACUUUGUGUACGUGAGGAUUGUGUACUCCAUCACCCUGAUCAUGUGUUAUCUGCGCUUCAUGCAGUAUUUCUUUGCUGAGAAGAAUAUGGGGCCAAAGGUCAUCAUGAUCAGAAAAAUGCUGACAGACCUGAUGUUCUUCUUCUUGAUCCUCUCUGUGUUCCUGGUGAGCUUUGGCGUGGCCUACCACAUCAACAUGUUCCCCAACUCCCCAGACAGCUGGUCCAUCCUCUACAGGGUCUUCUACUACCCUUACUUCCAGCUGCAGGGCAACAUCUUCCUGGAGGAUAUGCAGGGUGAGGAUGUCAAUGACUGCACCAGAAACCAGACCUUGUGGCUAUCUGACCCUGCCAGCAGGUGUCCAGAAAAAAAUGCCAUCAACCUCAUCUUCUGUGCCCUGUACCUGGUGCUGACCAACAUUCUCCUGGUCAAUCUGCUCAUUGCCAUGUUCAGCUGCACCUUUCAAAAUGUCCAAAAUGUCUCCACCAAAGUCUGGCAUUUCUACCGUAUAUCCCUGAUCUACGAAUACCUUGACCGCCCAUCUCUGGUUCCUCCCAUUAUAUUCCUAAACCACUUGUGGAGAGCUCUUCGUCAUCUGUUGAUUAAAAAAGGCUACAUGUCAGCAGAACAUAAUGCAUUUAGGGUACCAUUGAGUGAUGAAGUGAACCUACGUCUGAGCUUGUUUGAAAAGGAAGCAAUGGAGGUUUAUCUGGCCAACUCGUCCAUACGAGAGCGGGAGCAGCUGGACAGUAGAGUAGCCUCGACUGCAGAGAGACUAGAAAUAGUGAUGGAUGACUUGAAGAGAAUUAAAGAAGCUGUCCAGCAACAAGAGAAAGGGCUGAACUCUGCAGAACAAAUGGUCACCCCAGCAAAGAGUAUACCACUGGGAGCCUCUACCUCAUCCAUUGUGUCACAAUCUGAUGUCACCCCUAGGAUCACUGCACACAGUAGCAGUAUUAGCCCAGGGGAUGAGAUAGUGCUGCAAGCACAGAUGAAAGAUCUUCAGCAGCAGACAUCCCAGAAUUCCCUGCGACUGAUGGAGCUGACAGCCAUGCUGGAGAAGCUGCUCAAACAAAAAGACUGAACCAUACAAAACAAAUGGGUGGGUCUGUCAUGUGACCAUGUUAAAAAUAACUUUAGGUAUGUCAUGUGACAAAAUGUUAAAU